GGGAACGAGGGAUAGAGCCAUAGAGGAGAGGACCGACCAGAGUACCGGACACACAGCGAGGGGGAGGAAGAAGGAAGCAAGAAGGAGGACCGAGCAGGCCUAGGCCCUAGGGUAGUCCCGUCCGGUCCACUGCGGCGCAAGUCCGGCCGGCCGGCGGGCUGACUGCCUGGCGUCGGUAGGGGGCGACGGCGAUCUAUAUCUGUCGAUGGGCUACUGGUGGGACCGCGUCGUGCUGCCGGUGCGGCGGGCCUGGCUCGGCGUCGCGUCCCGCUUCGGGGUUCGCCAGACCGGGCUGUGGAGGCUGCGGCAGGAGGUGAGCACGUGCGAGUACGAGGACGUGCACGUGAUGUGGGAGAUGCUGAGCCGCACCACGGCGCCGGCGCCGGCGCCAGCGCCCAGGCGGCACAGCCGGUUCCGGCCGCAGCCGCGGCCGUGGGGCGGCAGGUUCCGUCUCUGCCGAGGCUUCUAGUGGUAGAUCAAGGCCGCCGCGCGCGUCAGCUCCGAUGAUGUUGCUGCGGUGCGGGGUACUAGUGAUUCCGCUUCAUUUUGGCUUCUUUUUUCUGUCUCUCUCUCUCUUGUUCUUUGGUUUUCGCUGCUUGUAUGUACCGUCGGCGUCCAUCCCUCCUGGCUCUGAGAUGUACGUACUUCCAUUCCUCCUCGUAUAUCCGUCUCCAUCCGCCUGCAGAUGAUAUACCGGGGCACGUGAAUGAACAGAGCUGAUUUCGGUCGGGUAAUAAUCCUGUCAUUGUUUCUACCAUACCACCUACCUACUUCUCCAUCUAUCUGUUGCAUAAUCAUGCCUCCUUAUCUGUUCUCUUUUUGACCCUUGACGACGAAUUCAUCUGUAAACAAAGGGGUAGAGAGUAUUAGUGUAGGAUUUCAAGAUUCAGCCAGUUGGUCUUGCUUUGUGCGUCCUGUUUAUUCAGGUUAAUUUCAAGCAAAGCAAUUCAAUUU
Zea mays is the source of this 954-nucleotide messenger RNA. NCBI's taxonomy places the organism in Eukaryota, Viridiplantae, Streptophyta, Magnoliopsida, Poales, Poaceae. The record is from RefSeq and is a predicted model, not a curated record.